UAAAUAUUAGGCCUUUAGAUUUUGAGUUCUUCAGUAUUAAUCAACUCCCAUUUUCUUCUUUUCCAACAAUCAGCAGUUAAAAUUUUCCCAUAUUACAGGGAAAAAAAUGGAAUUUAGUUAGUCAUGUGAUAGCAGAAGUGUAGUGGUCAGGGAGAAGGGAGCAGGUAAGGCAGUAAUAAGGCUAAAAAUAAAAAUUGAGGUUAAAUCGCAACGAACGGAGCGCGGCAGUGAGAUGCAGGCAAAGCUGGCCUGGCCCGGCGGCAUUGAAACGGCCGUCAGGCGCCUGGGGGUGCCUCUGUGCAGCAGGCCGGGGCGACCCAGAGCCACAGGGAGGCCUGCGGGGCAGCGCCGGGAUCCCGCUGCUGCCCGGUCAUUCCGCCUCUGCGGCGGCAGGGCGGCGGCCGGCAUUCGGCUGACACGCCCGAAGUAGCCCAGACGAGCAGAGAACCGACAUGCCGACAAUCGUCCCCCUUCCCCCCCAGGGCUCGGAGAGCCGCACAGUACGCUGCCCCACCCUCCCCGGGCGUGCGGAAGGCGGGGAGGCGGGUCUGCGUGAGGAGUAGGCGGUGCAGCGUAGCCCAGCCAGGGGGUGAGAGGGACUCCCGCAGGCGCCGAGGCCCGGGCAGAAGAUGUUUGGUGCAGGCGCUCUCCCGUGAAAAAGCUGCUGAGCAGGGAGCUGCGGCCUGAGCCUGCUGUGCCCCCGGCCGCUGGAGGGGUGGUACAGUGACUGCCGUGUGAGGGGCCGCAGCGGCCCGGCGGAGCCCGCGGUAGCGCCCGUCCUGGGAGCAUGCGGCGGCAGGAGGAGGAGUGAAGAGUCGAGGCUGCGUCUCCGCGUCGUCUUCUCACCCCUCGCCAGGGCUUCGCUCUCACGGGCUGAAGGCGGACUCCGUGAGGAAAAUGGAGCCGUUUCCCAGCGAUCGAAUUCAAUUACCCAGGAAUAUGAUUGAAAACAGUAUGUUUGAAGAAGAGCCCGAUGUGGUUGACUUGGCCAAAGAGCCUUGUUUACAUCCCCUGGAGCCGGAUGAAGUGGAAUAUGAACCAAGGAGCUCCCGACUAUUGGUGCGUGGCCUUGGAGAGCAUGAAAUAGACGAUGAUGAAGACGAUUAUGAGUCAUCAGCAAAAUUGUUGGGGAUGUCCUUCAUGAACAGAAGCUCAGGUCUCCGGAAUAACAUGUCUGUCUAUAGACAAAAUCCAAAUGGGUCAUGUUCGGUGCCCUCUACGAGGACCAUGGUGGUUUGCACAGUUGUUCUCGUGAUUGCAGUUUCAUUAAUAAUGGCGAUUUAUCUUCUUCCCAAAUGUACCUUUUCCAAAGAAGGCUGUCAUAAAAAAAAUCAUACAAUGGAACUAAUAUACCCUUUGGCAACCAAUGGAAAACUAUUUCCAUGGGCAAAAAUCAGACUUCCUCCUGAUGUUGUACCACUGCAUUAUGAUCUUGUCUUGCAGCCAAACCUAACUACUCUGAAAUUUGCAGGCUCUGUAAAGAUAGUUGUUAACAUUAUCCACGUAACUUGGAAGAUUGUACUUCACAGCUCAGGGCUUAAUAUCACCAAGGCAACCAUUACUUCAGCAGGAGGGCAUCAAGCAAAGCCAGUUGAAUUCCUGGAAUAUCCAUUGCAUGACCAGAUUGCAGUAAUGGCUCCUGAGGCUCUUCUUGUAGGACAGAAUUACACUGUCAACAUAGAAUAUUCAUCUGAUUUAUCAGACACCUAUUAUGGCUUUUACAAAAUUUCUUACAAGGAUGAGAAUUCUAAGCAAAGGUGGUUUGCAGCAACUCAGUUUGAACCUCUGGCAGCAAGGUCUGCUUUUCCGUGCUUUGAUGAACCAGCAUUUAAAGCUACUUUUUUAAUCAAGAUCAAAAGAGAUGAGAAACUUUCUACUCUGUCAAAUAUGCCAAAGAAAGCCACUACUCCUGUGACAAAUGGAAUUGUUCAAGAUGAGUUUUUUGUGAGUUUGAAGAUGAGCACCUAUCUAGUAGCCUUUGUUGUUGCAGACUUGAAAAACAUCAGUAGGGAAACUAAUGGGAGUCUGGUAUCUGUCCAUGCCAUACCACAGCAUCUAAACCAAGUUGGGUAUGCACUAAACACAGCAGUGAAACUUCUGGAAUUUUAUCAAAAAUACUUUUUCAUAAACUACCCUCUUGAAAAAUUAGAUCUGGUAGCAAUUCCUGAUUUUCAGUCUGGUGCAAUGGAAAACUGGGGCUUGAUCACCUUCCGAGAAACAACACUUUUGUUUGACAGUAAUACUUCUUCAGCAAGGGAUAAAAAGUUAAUAACUGCAGUGAUAGCACAUGAGCUUGCCCAUCAGUGGUUUGGCAAUCUAGUAACUAUGGAAUGGUGGAACGAUCUCUGGCUGAAUGAGGGAUUUGCAACUUUCAUGGAGUACUUUGCCAUGGAGGAGAUUUUUCCAGAAUUACAUUCAGAUGAAGAUCUCCUUAAUUUAAUUUUCAAGGCUAUGAUGAAGGAUUCCUUGAAUUCUUCACAUCCAGUCUCUUCUGCUGUUCAGUCUUCAGAGCAAAUUGAAGAAAUGUUUGAUGCACUUUCUUAUAUCAAGGGGGCUUCACUUCUUUUGAUGCUGAAGCAUUAUCUGACUAAGGAUGUUUUCCAAGCUGGCAUUGAGGUGUACUUGCAUAAUCACAACUAUGGAUCUGCCCAGAGUGAUGACUUGUGGGACAGCAUGAAUGAGAUUACCAAUGGAACACUAGAUGUAAAAAAGUUGAUGAAAACUUGGAUUCUGCAUAAAGGAUUUCCUUUAGUCACUGUUGUCCGAAAGGGAAAGAAUAUUUCUGUACAACAAGAGAAAUUUUUGUAUCGCGUGGAACCAGAAAAUUGGACAGCAGAUGCAAGUUACCUGUGGCAUAUUCCUCUCACCUACAUAACUAGUAGCUGCAACUUUACCCAUUGUACUAAUGCAUAUUUACUGGACCAAAAGUCAGCUGUCAUUGAACUUCCAGAAGAAGUGGAAUGGAUAAAAUUCAACGUGGACAUGAACGGCUAUUACAUAGUACAUUAUGCUGAAGACUGGAAAACGCUGAUUGAUCUGUUGAAAAAAAACCACACUGCUCUGAGUCCUAAAGACAGAGCCAAUUUGAUCAACAAUAUCUUCAACCUUGCAGGUCUAGGAAAAGAGUCUCUGGAAAAGGCCUUUGAGCUGAUUGAUUACCUUAACAAAGAGAGCAGCACUGCACCACUCACUCAAGCUUUGUUUCAACUGAGUCUUAUAUACAGCCUUUUAGAGAAAAAGGGUGAACAACAACUGGCAGCACGAGUCAUGCAUAGAAUAGAGCACCUGCUUGGAGAUAAAAUUGAUCAACAGCGUUGGACAGAUGAUGGGACCCUGUCUGAACGAGAGCUCCGGUCAACGCUGCUAGCUUUUGCCUGCACCCAUAAUAUGAGAAACUGUAGAACAACUGCCACUGAGAUGUUUGAGAAGUGGAUGAAGUCUAAUGGAACAAUGAGUCUGCCUAGUGAUGUUAUGAAAGCCAUAUUUACAGCUGGAGCCAAAUCUAGUAAUGGCUGGGAAUUCCUCCUAAAGAUGUACUCCUCUUCAGUUUCUGAAGCAGAGAAAAGCAAAAUGAUUGAAGCCUUGGCCAGCACAGAAGAUGUCAGAAAGCUGAUCUGGUUAAUGCAGAACUGCCUUGAAGGAGAAGUCAUCAGGGCACAGGAGCUUUCUCAUAUCAUAGCAACCGUUAGCCAGAGUUUGCCUGGAUAUCUGCUGGCCUGGGACUUUGUCAAAGAGAACUGGGAAAAGCUUACACGGAAGUUUCACCUAGGCUCAUAUACUAUCCAGAAUAUCAUUAGUUCAUCAACUUCUCAGUUUGCAACAAAGGCACAUCUACUUGAGGUGAAGGCAUUUUUUGAGUCAAAAUCAGAGGAGAGUUCUCAACUGCGUUGUGUGAAAGAGGCAAUUGACACAAUUCAGCUCAAUAUCCAGUGGAUGGAGAGGAACUUGGCAAAGCUACAAGAACUGCUGUAGUGUGCAUGAUGCCAUGGUGUGUCAGCCAUUUAGGAGCUCUGUGGGCAGUUGCUUUUUUUCUUUUGCAAAAGCCAGGGUGAAACCAGGCAUCACUGCAACAUUGUUUGCACUAUAAAGGAGUCUAGAUAGCUCAGGGUAUGUCUCAGAUAAAUUUUUAUUUUCCUUGGAGCAUUUAUGAGCAAGAUGUAAGUAUUUAUUCUGAAACUGUUUUCAUCUAUAGACCAAACAUCUGCACAAAUUAUUAAAUAUAAUUUUAUAUUUGAAACAUAUGCCCUUUCAUUUGGAGUUGUGUUGUAGUUUCUUAGCAGUGGGUUAAUUUUGACAGUUAGGGUCAGAAAGAGUUACCCUGGACUGUUACUUUUCUGCAGACUGCUCAUUGAGCAGUAGACUUUUUCAUGCAAAACUGUAGGUGGUUUCCACAUUUAUAGAUAUGGAAGCUGUUGUGAAACAAUGUCAUACUUCAGAUACAUAAGUAGUAGUGGAUCUUAUAAAGUACACCAGUUUGAGGCAAAAUAGAUACGGUUCCAAUUUGAUUUAAGUUUGGAUUUUUUUAUUUUCACAGUAUUUAGGUUUUACACAAAAAAAAUAAGAAUAAUAUCUCAUGCUAAUAGUUUGUACUUUAAUAUAUACAGUGGCUGGGUAGUAGUAUGGUAAAGAAAAAGCAGAUAGCAAACCCAAAUGUUUUAGAGAUGGGAUUUCCAGAAACACUGAUAUGACCUUGGAACUUUUACUCUAAAUUUAUUAGACAUUUUUGAGAAUCUCAUCAUUAAGCAUUGAACUUUAACUGAUUUUGCUGUAUUGAUCUCUGGGCAUCUGCACAAAAUUGCAUUUUUCCAGGUUGGUUCAUUUGUUAGACUGACUACUGAUUUGUGCCCUUUUAACUACUGAGUUGUAAUUUCACCACUUGUUGCAGAGGGUCUGCAAUUAAUAGAUAUGUCAGCCACUUCAUUUGGGUAAACUUCUGUUUUUUCCUUGCCUGAUAACCUGCAUAUCACCGUAUAAUUUCUGAACAUUGCUCGCUUUUUAUGACAGCUUUAGGAAAGCUUGUCAUUUAGAUUUUAAUGAUUUAUUCUUCUACUGUUGUGAAAAACCUUGUGAGACAAAUCUUCAAAGUCUUUUAAAGAAAAGGAUCUAAACCCCUAAUGUGCUACAUUAGAAAGGCAAAAUACCUACUGCAUCUCUUUCAAAAGCAGUGAAAAACGCCAUUGUUAAGGUAUAGCAUAUAUAUACAACACAUGCAAGAGCAAACAUACUUUUUUAACUGGAGAUCUGUUCUAUUUAUUUCACUACUGAUGCACCUUUUGUGUAAUUCUUGCAAGCAGAUUCAGACCUGUUGUCUUAUAAUCAUCCAAUUAUGUGAUCAGUUAUAAACUAUGAUGAAAGCACUAACAAUUAAAAAUUGUACUAUUUUAAUUAAACUAAUUUAAUUACAGCUACAGUAAAUUCUGAAGAAGAUGAUAGUUUGAAUUAGAGUUAAAUUAAUGGACUUAAAAAUGUGUCACAGAGUAAUUCAAACUGAAUGCUUUAAUAUAUGAAACUGCAGCAUUGGCUGUUUAUUUGGUUAGCAAAAAUUGUAAGCUAUGAUUAAACCAUGCCAUACUUUCCCAUCUUUUCAGAAUAUAUAUCAAAACUCCUGGAAAAGAAAUUACUCAUUUUCCAGCUCACAUUAGAAUUGCAGAUAUUAUUUUUAAUCUUGAAAUUAUCAGAAAGAAUGUUAGACCUUAAGAGUGUGCAAACAUUUGUUUGCCCAAAAGGCCCAGAAAUGAAUAAUUUUUACAUGCACUGAAGAAGAAACUGGCAGUAUGAGCAUUGAAAAUAAAUCAUACUUCCUUAUAAGUUAUGGAAUUAGAAUUGUAAUUAAGUAUGUUCUUGGAAUUUUUGUACUGCCAUGUGUUACAGCUUCAUUUCCUCCUUUAUUUUAAAUCUUUGGAAUAUCUACAGAAA
This is a messenger RNA of Aquila chrysaetos chrysaetos, 5916 nucleotides long. It is a transcript of the gene LNPEP, whose product is annotated as leucyl and cystinyl aminopeptidase. The coding region runs from base 898 to 3972 and encodes 1024 amino acids. Gene Ontology annotation, molecular function: peptide binding; metalloaminopeptidase activity; zinc ion binding. The record is from RefSeq and is a predicted model, not a curated record. Gene Ontology annotation, biological process: peptide catabolic process; proteolysis. Gene Ontology annotation, cellular component: cytoplasm. The transcript has 18 exons. NCBI's taxonomy places the organism in Eukaryota, Metazoa, Chordata, Aves, Accipitriformes, Accipitridae.